UCUAGACGAACACACGUUCGCAUCGCCGCGACGACAGAGCAUGGAAACGGACAAUGACAACUCGGAAUAGCCAAGCCGUUGACUUUGGACGAUAACGGUUGGCAUCCCGGCAGCAACGAGUGCAAACCGCUACUCCGUCUAUCGAAGCAUCGGCCUCGCUGUCGCCUGUGAUACACCGGGUCAUCGUUUAUUGUCGCCCACAUGGCUUCUGGAAUCCUCGUCAUUCUUUUGCGGUAAAGCCGUUGCUGCGAUUGCGAUUGCUUGAGGCAAGCUUUGAAGUCGAAGCCUAUCGAUCAGGGGGUCUCUCUUGCCGAGCGACAAUGUGCCGGAUGAUUUCAACAGCGAAACACAUGUCGCAUUGAAGAAAGGAAGAUUGCGACAAGCGGACAAAGAAAGAGGAGUCAAGUAAUGGUCAAGAGCAAGGAGUUUAGGUUUGGAUGUGGAAUGCAGUCUACAGGAUACUCCAAAGCCGAGGCAAUGCAUCUAGAGCCAUCUAGGUCAGGAGGAGACAAUACACGACAUGCAAAAAAGCACCAUGUUCGGCAUCACCUUGCCGAAAUGCUCAUUGCUAAGCAGGCAUUGCAAGCAUUGACGCUCACACCACGUAAGUCGCAUGAUUGCUUGAUUUACUUGCGAGUCUCGCUUGACAAUCGAUUGCGCAAAACGACUGUCGCUUGGUCUUGUGAUUUUUCUUGUUCAUGCUUUCUAUUCACGUUGUUUCUCCCUAUACGCGUCAGAGCGCAUAAAGAAAAAUACUCCUUGCAGCAGUAUCGCGCAACGGUUGCACAGCAUACGACCGUUGAAACUUCUGACCGGGUCUUGCUCCUGAGAACACCACAUCCACCCCUUUUGAAACACGCCUCUUUUUUGCCAUUGUUUCUUUUGAUCAACGAAACAUGUAUCAGAAGAACUGGAUGGGUGAAUAAUUGAUUCUGAAUUGUCUUGGGAUGGGGAGGUUUUUGGAAAAUGACUGGACGUCAAUGCAAAAGCCGCAGUAACGGCUUCGUUGGUCACGGCUUUUAUCUUUCUCCCUCUGACAACCAUCGUUUGCGUAUUGGGAAAGCCGUUUUACACUUGACCCUUUAACGUGCCU
Molecule: messenger RNA, 1093 nt
Organism: Aureobasidium pullulans EXF-150
Lineage: Eukaryota; Fungi; Ascomycota; Dothideomycetes; Dothideales; Saccotheciaceae
Exons: 1
Coding region: 409-930 (173 amino acids)
Source: RefSeq, a predicted model, not a curated record